Molecule: messenger RNA, 519 nt
Organism: Stegostoma tigrinum
Lineage: Eukaryota; Metazoa; Chordata; Chondrichthyes; Orectolobiformes; Stegostomatidae
Product: gastrula zinc finger protein XlCGF71.1-like
Exons: 3
Coding region: 1-519 (172 amino acids)
Source: RefSeq, a predicted model, not a curated record
AUGGCACACUUGUGCAGCGAUGCGUUGCUGACUCCGGCGUGUGUCUACAUCCGUGUCCAAGUGGACGUCGAACAGAUCGACACCUUCCUCAACACAGAAGUGUUUGCCUGGCUAGGCUGCCUUUCAACAUGGAGGAUGUUAAGAGGCUUCGCUCGGUCAGCACACUUGCUUCAACGCCAGCGAGUUCACACUGGAGAGAGGCCGUUCACUUGCUCUGUUUGUGAGAAGGGCUUUACUAAUUUGUCCAACCUGCUGAGACGCAAUCAGAUUCAUACUGUCGAGAGACCUUUUAAAUGUACAGACUGUGGGAAGUGCUAUAAAAGUUCUAGGGAACCGACACGCCAUCAAAGUGUCCACGCAGAUGAGAGACCAUUCAAGUGCUCUCAAUGUGAGACUGGGUUCAAGCAUUCAUCUGAACUCACUCUACAUCGACGCACUCACACUGGAGAGAAGCCAUUCACCUGCUCUAUUUGUCAGAAGAAGUUCACUCAAUCAUCCCCACUUCGGCCACACCAGUGA